Molecule: messenger RNA, 2074 nt
Organism: Synchiropus splendidus (mandarinfish)
Lineage: Eukaryota; Metazoa; Chordata; Actinopteri; Syngnathiformes; Callionymidae
Gene: tfg
Product: trafficking from ER to golgi regulator
Exons: 8
Coding region: 190-1410 (406 amino acids)
Biological process (GO): endoplasmic reticulum to Golgi vesicle-mediated transport; COPII vesicle coat assembly
Cellular component (GO): endoplasmic reticulum exit site
Molecular function (GO): identical protein binding
Source: RefSeq, a predicted model, not a curated record
GACUGGUGCGCACGCGCAGAGCGAGUGCCACGUACUGGUUGACGCUGCCGGACACUUCCUGAUGCUGGCUCCCGGUUCCUGCUAGCCUAGCAUCCACCUUCCUUGUUUUGACGGUGUGGGGAAGCCUGUGGGACACAGCGGGGUCAAGUCCGUCUGAAUCAGUUGGAGCAGAAGAGUUCGGACGGCACAAUGAACGGCCAGCUGGAUCUAAGCGGGAAGCUCAUCAUCAAGGCGCAGCUUGGUGAUGACAUCAGACGUAUCCCUAUCCACAAUGAAGACAUUACAUAUGAUGAGCUGGUGCUCAUGAUGCAACGCGUGUUUCGAGGCAAGUUGCAGAGUAACGACGAGGUUACCAUCAAGUACAAAGACGAAGAUGACGACCUUAUCACCAUCUUCGACAGCUCAGACCUGUCCUUCGCAAUCCAGUGCAGUAGAAUACUUAAGCUGACAUUGUUUGUGAAUGGUCAGCCCAGGCCUUUGGAAUCCAGUCAAGUGAAGUACCUGCGGCGAGAACUCAUCGAGCUGCGGAAUAAAGUCAACCAUCUCCUGGACAGCCUGGAGCCCCCCUCAGAACCGGGCCUUACUGCCAGCGCUCCGGAAAAUGAAGCAGGGGAUGGGCGUGACGCCAAGGUGAUGACAGCCGACCCGGCCGUGAAGCAUGGCCCCCCAGUCAGUGCAGCGAGCAUGUCGGCCUUUGACCCUUUGAAAAACCAGGAUGAAGUCAAUAAAAAUGUUAUUUCUGCUUUUGGCCUGAGCGAGGAACAGGCGCCAGCUCCGCCAGCAGUCGGCCCGGAGGAGCGCUCGGCAACCCCUGAUAGCAUUGCUUCCUCCUCCUCUGCAGCCCCCCAGCCAGGAGUGCCCCCCCAGCCUCAGGCCCCUUACUCUGGUGUUCAGCAGGCACCCCCAGCCGGUAUGGAUGGUCAAGUGUACCAGCAGUACCAGGCUCCGGGUGGUUACCCCCCUCAACAACCAGGUGCCCCUCCACAACCGCAGUACAAUGUGCAGUACCCUGCCGGGUACGGUGGCCAACCUGGAGCUCCUCAGCCGGGUGCCCCUCAGUCACAACCGCAGCAGUUCCAGAACUACGCCCCGCCUUCAUCCCAGGCCCCUGCACAGGGUCCGUCCCCGACCCCAGGAUUCCAGGCUGGCCAGCAGCAGCCUCACCCUCCUCAAGGUGCCCAGCAGUAUCCUCCAGGAGCCUUCCCGCCGCAGAACUACACGUCCCAAGCUGCCCAGCCUGCCAACUACAGCAUGCCGCCCAACUCCCAGCCUGGCCCCGGGUACCAGACCCGCCCAGGGUACACCCCCCCGCCAGGUAGCACUCCUCCCCCCGGAGGUGCCAACCCAUAUGCCCGAAACCGCCCGCCUUACGGUCAGGGCUACACUCAGCCCGGCCCUGGAUAUCGGUAAAAACGUCGAGCGGCUGUCCUCUGAUGUGGCUCCAAAACUUUGGACAGGGAGCAGGAAACGCAACUUUCUGCUCUGCAACCCCCUUAAUUCAAAUUUGGAAUCUCAAACAUUACACCCCGCCCCGCCCCACACAACCCCAUUGCUUGUGUUUGUGUGCUUCUGAUCCCCACACAACAUGCUCUUUUAGCCUAGCAUUCUCUUCCUAGUGUCGUCUUUUAAUUUCCUGCCCCUAACACGCCGCUGCUGUGUCGGUGUUUGGAUGAGACGUGGUCACCCCUGCGCACAACUGACCACCAAAUUUAAUUCCACCACUGCGAGCGACACUUUCACUGACAACCCUCAAGUGCUGACAUGAGCAACAGCUCAACUUGUUUUGGACUUUCUGGCUCGGUGCCCCCUUCUGGUUUGGCUGUGUGCUUCAAUCUUUCAUCAACAACUGUGCGGUGGUCAGAAAAAUUCAGUGCUGGGAAAAGGCUUUUUAAGAAUUGAGAGACAACAGAAAACAUGUCCUUGUCUAAUGUGUAUCACUUCCAGUUAAGCUCUCUUUAUCUUAUCACUGUUUUUUUGUACUAAUAUAUCAAGUUCCACCUUCAAAUGAAAUUAGUGGUUAUUGUAUAAACUGUAACAUUUUUCUUUAUCCUAAUAAAUGAUUCAGACCAUGCGG